Messenger RNA from Archocentrus centrarchus (flier cichlid), 1247 nucleotides. RefSeq names its product fibroblast growth factor 8b (gene fgf8b). The transcript is spliced from 5 exons. The record is from RefSeq and is a predicted model, not a curated record. Gene Ontology annotation, molecular function: growth factor activity. NCBI's taxonomy places the organism in Eukaryota, Metazoa, Chordata, Actinopteri, Cichliformes, Cichlidae. The coding region runs from base 139 to 819 and encodes 226 amino acids.
CCUGACAGUUUUGGAUCUCUUAAUUGCUACGGGUAUCACUUUCUAUGCGUAACAAGAGGGGUAUAAAACUGAGCUGAAAUCCCCAUCAGGAGCAACUUUAUUUCCGAAAGCUUCCAGCACCGAAUCAGUGGAGUAUUCAUGAAGCAAUAUUUGAACUAUUACAAGAUGAGGCUGAGAACUUCGAGGUUAGGUUAUCUGUUACUUCAGUUCACGGCGCUUUGCUUUUACGCACAGAACACCGUGCAGUCCCCUCCGAAUUUUAAGCACCAUGUUACCGAGCAGAGCCGGCUAUCGGACCGGAUGAGUCGCAGGCUGACCCGAACCUACCAGCUGUACAGUCGCACCAGCGGGAAACAUGUCCAAGUCCUGGCCAACAAAAGGGUCAACGCCAACGGAGAAGACGGAGCGGCACACGCUAAACUGGAAGUGGAGACGGACUCUUUUGGAAGUCGCGUUCGUAUUAAAGGGGUGAAGACAGGAUACUACAUAUGUAUGAACAAGAAGGGGAAGUUGAUCGGCAAGCGGAAAGGGCGAGGCAAAGACUGCAUCUUCACUGAGAUUGUUCUGGAAAACAACUACACUGCGCUCCAGAACGCCAAGUAUGAGGGCUGGUACAUGGCUUUUACACGCAAGGGCCGCCCAAGGAAGGCCUCCAAAACCAAGCAGCACCAGAGGGAGGCCCACUUCAUGAAGCGUCUACCCAGGGGGCACUUGCUAAGUGAGAAAAGACCAUUUGAUGUUCUUCCUCUCCCUGUCCCCAUGCACCCUUUCAACAAACGGACUAAACAUUCCCAUCACCAGCGCUCUGGGGGACGCUGAGGACUAAAACCACUGAAGGAGAACCGUGGACAAACCAGCACACAAGAACCACUAUAAGAGAAAUCUAUGUGCUCCAAGCAAACUAACUUUUCCUGUCAAGUGCCAAUAUACUUUUUGCCUCAUUUUUGGAUUUAUUAUGUAACUUUUUUGUACUGGACUGUAUGUAAACAUUGACUAUCUAAUCCGUUAGUUUUUUUUUUUCCAAUUCAGGCAGACAAUAGAACGGUUAUUUUCUUAUUAAAUCAGGAGGGAUUUAAAGUACUGAAGUGCUCAACAGUAAUGUCAUGAAUGAAAACCUUUGGUUAGAAGUUAGCCAGCUCAGCAACAAAGAAUGUUUAAAUGAGUAUAAUGAAGCUAGACAUGGCAGCUAUCUGUGGUUACAGCAUCUGACUUUCAGUUGACAUGCUAUCUUGCCUUUACGAGGCCAU